Priapulus caudatus is the source of this 1098-nucleotide messenger RNA. Its product is annotated as zinc finger MYM-type protein 1-like. Gene Ontology annotation, molecular function: protein dimerization activity. The transcript has a single exon. Bases 1 to 1098 code for a protein of 365 amino acids. The record is from RefSeq and is a predicted model, not a curated record. NCBI's taxonomy places the organism in Eukaryota, Metazoa, Priapulida, Priapulimorpha, Priapulimorphida, Priapulidae.
AUGAUGGGCACUGUUCAGGAAAUUGCAUUUGCAUUUUCCUACUCUGCUAAACGCCAGUAUCACUUUAAACUUGCCAUGAUGGAGAGCGAAACCGCCCAAGAAAAGAUGAAGAAAAGGGAUAAACUUAGAACCCUCUGUGAAACUAGAUGGAGCAGUCGACCUGAUGCAUUGUUUACUUUUAAAUCAUCAUUUGACGUCGUUGUUGAUGCUUUGGCCGAACUAGAGCUAAAUAGUGAUUCUAAAGCUCGUGCCUUCCGUUGCUCAAUCCUGAAGUUCGAAUUUAUUGUUGCGUUAGUUGCAGCGGAGAGCAUUCUACAGUACGUUGUUCCCUUAUCAAAAAUGCUACAACGGAUAGAUAAUGACUUGGUCACUGCGGCAAAAGAAUCCAGAGUCGUUAUCGAUACCCUAACCGAACUACGUACACGUGAUGAAGCCUGGGAUAAACUAUACACAGACGCUACAAAACUAGCAGAAACAUUUGAUGUCCAACCUACGAUGCCUAGACUAACUGGAAGACAGACCCACCGAAGUAAUGUUCCUGCUGCUGACCCGAAGGAGUACUGGAAGCUGUCGUUGUUUUAUCCUUUUCUGGAUCACCUCCUUAGUGAACUAGAAACUCGUCUCGUAUAUCCCAGUGACCGGUUUAGUGCCCAGUACCUCGUGCCAUCUAACCUCCACAAACUCAAUCCUGAAAUAGAGGCCAAUCUCUUUGUUCCAUUUGCUAGUGAUAUUUCCGAUGAGAUGGCCGCAUUGCAGGAAAGUGAACUUUCUAGGUGGAAGACAAAAUGGCAGGGACAGGAUGACAUUCCAGAUUCCAUUUGUGAGACACUGCGUCAUGCUAACACUGAUCUGUAUCCAAACAUAUCCGUUGCACUGACAGUGCUACUAACCAUGCCAAUAUCUUCGGCAACUGCUGAAAGGUCUUUCAGCGCAAUGCGCAGAAUCAAAAACUACAUGCGUUCUACAAUGAAUGAAGAGAGACUCAGCGGUUUGGCACUCAUGCACAUCCACAGAGACUUUGCAAUUGACGUUGAUGCUGUGCUGAAGAAAUUUGCAUCAGAUGGCAAUCGUCGGAUAGCUCUCGCCUUCUCUUAUUAG